Molecule: messenger RNA, 2362 nt
Organism: Dunckerocampus dactyliophorus (ringed pipefish)
Lineage: Eukaryota; Metazoa; Chordata; Actinopteri; Syngnathiformes; Syngnathidae
Gene: zfp64
Product: zinc finger protein 64 homolog (mouse)
Exons: 7
Coding region: 214-2052 (612 amino acids)
Biological process (GO): regulation of transcription by RNA polymerase II
Molecular function (GO): DNA-binding transcription factor activity, RNA polymerase II-specific; RNA polymerase II cis-regulatory region sequence-specific DNA binding
Source: RefSeq, a predicted model, not a curated record
CCUGAGUUGACAUGUCGUAAACCUCACCCGAGUUGAUGUUGUUGUCGCUUUGCUACUUGUGUAUGUUUUUUGGCGUGAACCACCCUGAAUGUUGUCAAGUAAUGAUGAUUAUUUUAGCAUCAUGAAGGAACAAGUCGUUGUUGUGAUCAAAGUCUGACUCGGGUUGGAAGAAAGUGGUCGUGUUUGCCGCGGAAGGGGCCAGGACAUGACUUGAUGUGUCGCCAAAUAAGCUUGACUAUGGCGGCGGCUUACGACGCAGAAGGACAUUCUGUGGUGGUGGAGGUGAGCCCUGACAUCCACAUUUGUGGAUUCUGUAAGCAGCAGUUCAACAAUUUCCAAGUGUUUGUGGCACACAAGCAGACUGGAUGCUCUCUACAAAGCAUGAGGAACAGCUCAGCCACAACUACAGCUUCUCCCCUGCCAGCUCUCCUGCUGUUCCUGAUAGCCUCCUCCUCAUCUUCUCGUGUUGUACUUUUGGGCCCAUCCUGCUCAUCUUCUGAAGGCUCCAGCAUGGAGGUGGUCUUGGAGGAGACGUUCCAGACGUGUCUCCUGAGAGGGGUCAAGAAGAUCCUCACCAAACCACAGAAGAGCAAGAAGCUGAAAGACUCGCUGACGUCCAAGAGGCACAGCUGCUGUUUCUCAGGCUGCACCUUUAUGACGCAGUACGGUCAAAAAGACAUGGAGAGACACCUGAAAACACACACAGGCGAGAAGCCGUUUGAGUGCGAGCUGUGCCACAAGCGCUUCAGCCGGCGGGACAAGCUCAACAUGCACAGCCGUUCGCACACUGGCGAGAAGCCGCACAAGUGCAAGCUGUGCGCGUACGCGGCGGCCGACAGCAGCAGCCUGAAGAAGCACCUGAGGAUCCACUACGACGAGCGGCCCUUCAAGUGUCAGAUCUGUCCCUACGCCAGCCGCAACUCCAGCCAGCUCACUGUGCACCUACGCUCGCACACCGGUGAUGCACCCUUCCAGUGCCAGCAGUGCGACGCCAAGUUCAAGAUCAACUCGGACUUGAAGCGGCACGUUCGGGUACACUCGGGGGAGAAGCCCUACAAGUGCGAUCUGUGCGAGUACCGCUGCGCCAUGAAAGGUAACCUCAAGUCGCACGUUCAGAUCAAACACGCCGCCGAGAACUCCUUCCAUUGCGCACACUGCGACUUUAAGUGCGCCAACAAGACGGCGCUGCGUCAGCACUCGCGCCAACACCGGCCCGUUCAGCCCGUCCAGUGCCCCAAGUGCACGUACUCCUGCGCCAGCCGGGGGGCCCUCAAGGUCCAUGAGAGGAUCCACUCCGAGGAGCGGCCGUUCAAGUGCGACUCGUGCGGCUAUGCCUCCAAGCAGCGCAGCAACCUGGUCAUCCACAGGAAGCGCUUCCACUCGGACACGGCAGAGAAGGGCGGCGGGCGAGGCGGCGGCAAGAGGCCUGGCGACGAUCCCCCGAAGCCCGUCAGCUCUCGGUACCGGGCCAAACUGGACGCCACUCGAGCCUUCAGCUGCGACUUGUGCAGUGCUUCGUUUGUCCGGGAGGACUCGCUGAGGAGUCACAGGAAGCAGCACAGAGAAGUCCAAAACCCCCUGCAGGGCCACGUGGGCUCCCCGCUUCCUGCUGUGGCGCCUCAGGUGGAAGUCCCGGUACAGACGGACUCAUUGUCACAGCUCAAAAUUAUUGUCUCUUCAGCGGAGAAUUCCAACAAGAUGGUUCUGUUGAGUCCAGAACACCAGGACAUGGUGGUGAACUCCAUGCUGCUGGCGCCUGGGCCAUGCCAAAGCGCAGAGGCCACCUACGUACCCCAGACAGUCCUGUUGACGCCACUCCACACCACCACUGCUGACGACCCGCUGCAGCAGGUCCAACCAACUGUUGUCACUCACGACUCUGCCGCUAGCCCGCAGACUUUCAUCACCACCUGCACAGAACUGGAGGACCUGAGCGCUUUGGUGCAGGAGGGCGGCACGGAGGUGACAGUUGUGACAGAGGGGAAUGGCGCCGUGAUGACGACUCCACCCAGUGGCGGCGUAGAGGGUCGAGGGCAGUGCCUUAGCAUGUGAGCAGAACUUUUCAAAGGACAUAAGCUAACCUUUGAGCCUUCUUGAAGGAUGUUGAGAAUCUCCUGAGUAAAAGCACUCAAGUCACUGGACUUGCAGCUCCCCAGUUCUUCCACAAGGGUGCAGCAGAUAGAUGGACGAGAAUGACGCCGCCACUCAGUGCAACCUUGCAAGUAUUGAUUGUUUUCCGCGAUGAAUAAGUCCUCUGCGGCGUGGGACAAACCCGAUGAAGCACAAAGAAGUCCUGCUUGCUAAAAAGCUAGCGUUUCUCUCCACGGAUUGAUUUUUCAAUAAAGUGCCUGUUUGGCUUCAA